Molecule: messenger RNA, 4550 nt
Organism: Blastomyces gilchristii SLH14081
Lineage: Eukaryota; Fungi; Ascomycota; Eurotiomycetes; Onygenales; Ajellomycetaceae
Product: siderophore iron transporter mirC
Exons: 5
Coding region: 1274-3205 (643 amino acids)
Biological process (GO): siderophore transmembrane transport
Molecular function (GO): siderophore-iron transmembrane transporter activity
Source: RefSeq, a predicted model, not a curated record
CCCGCGUGUGACGACCGGCUGUCAAGCUUAGUAGAUAGAUAGUCCAGAGGAGAGGGGGCUCUGAGAAGUGGAGACAUUUCGUUCAGUAACAGUGGCAGAUGAAUUCGAAUGAAGAGAGGGACCAAAAUCCUAUGUAUGAGAUGGUUUAUGUGAUACCCGCCUGAGACAGUAGGUUAGAUAAAUUUACAUACUUCCAUAUUUCCCUUUCUAUCAUAGCGUUGAGAAAAGCAGAUUAUCUGAUUGUUUCUCUUAGAUUAUCAGAUCCGAGUCUUACCGAGAUCAAUCUGGCCGGUUGCGGAACACGAUGAAAAAUAGAUCAGUGCUAGGCCUAACUAGGCUAGCGUACAAGGCUAAAAGAGUCGUGGCGGCCAUCAGCCAAUAAAAUCAGGUGGCAUCUUACUUAAUUAGGAAUGGCGCAUCGUGCGGGUGACUGCUCCCGGCCCUUGUGACAGAUCUUAUCAUUAUCUGAUCAUCUGGCGUCGCAUCGGCUGCCCAUGGCUUGCUUUAGCCGCCUCCCGACUUCCCGAACGGUCUCCUGUCUGCUUGCUGACGCUGCGGUUUGCUCGCUCUCCCAAACAAAAUCCAGCCUAUGUCCUGUCCUGUGUGUCCGUCUCUACGCAGUCUAUCUCAUUAUUGGCCGGCUAACGUGUUAACUCACAAGCCAGUUACACGUCACAGUUGAGAGACGCUGGGCUAGCUCGUACCCUGCUAAUGGCUGGCAUGGUCUCAAUUUUGAGUCCGACUGAUUCUUGCUGCCACCCUCCUUGCACGCUGUUACGCAUGCCUAUUCUGCUCUGUUGAUGAAUUUGUUUAGAUCGGCGAGAUCUGCUUGAAAAUAUUUUCCUUCUUUCUUUUUCUCUUUCCAGCCUCUUUUAUUCUGAUUCUGUUCUCGUUUUGCUGUGAUUCUGCAGCACCCUUUUUUCCCGCAUUUUGCUCGGAACAACGGCACCCCAAAACAUCAAGCUUGUAAAACGGAUCAUAUUGCCUUGAUAAACAGCAACAUAAGUCUUCAUCUCGUGGCUAUUUAAGAUUUUUUCUCAACGGUCACUCUUCCAUACCGAUCCUCGUUGUUUCGCAAUACCCUGGUCUUUAACAGAUUGAAAUGGUUGUUACGGAUUAACGAACGGACUCCCGAACUUCCUACCCCUCCCUCCCGCUGCAAAUAACGAAUACUACCUUGCGCACCCUUCCUAACUACAACCCAUUUUCUCUCUCAUCUUACUUUCCAAUCUGGCGUCGCGAUUAGGGAAUCCGCUAUCUCCCAACGGAUCCCAUGCCCCGCUCUAUGGGUCAACAGCUGACCUCGGCCAAGUCUUACGGCGCAUGCGAAUCCCAACCUACAAUGGAAACAGAGGACGAGGAUGCGAGUCUGCUAUACGCAGAGCCUAUGCAAGUACCAGAAGACGACGAUGAUGGGGAUGCUACCGAUUGCGAUGGCCAUGGUGGCCGAAGUCCUGGUGAGGGAUAUUCUUCCUCGUCAUCGGAUUCUGUACAAGAGGGCGUACGCAAGAUUGAGGCCAUUAGCAAAACGUGGACGCAGAAGUCAUUGAUAAUUGCAUAUAUUGGGAUCUUUUUGAUGGCAUUCUCAACCUCCCUAGAAGGCCAGACAGUUUUAUCUCUGUCGGCCUAUGCCACGAGUUCCUUCAGCAAGCAUUCUUUAAUAUCAACAGUUUUGGUUGUCCAGAAUGUAGUUAACGCUGUUGUUAAACCUCCGAUGGCGAAAGUUGCAGAUGUAUUCGGGCGAUUCGAAGCAUUUUGCAUAGCCAUUUCAAUAUACGUCCUUGGAUAUGCCCAAAUGGCAGCAUCAACAAAUGUACAGGCGUAUGCAUCGGCACAGCUAUUUUACUCCGCUGGCUCAACAGGGUUGCAAAUCCUCCAGCAGGUCUUCAUUGCGGAUAGCAGCUCUUUACUUAACCGAGCGCUUUUCUCCAGCUUGCCUGAUCUACCAUUCUUGGCUACCGUGUGGAUAGGGCCAAUGAUCGCGGCUGCCAUCCUCCGCGAAACUUCCUGGCGUUGGGGAUAUGGGAUGUGGACAAUUAUCCUGCCCGCGGCAUUUCUUCCUUUGGCCUUGUCUCUUUUCCUGAACCAGAAGAAGGCUAGAAGAUUAAAGCUUCUCAAACCCAGGCCUUGGAAAGGACAUAGUUUUUCUACUAUAGUCAAAAAGACUUGGUACGACCUCGACGUUUUUGGUUUAUUACUACUCUCAGCGGGGGUAGCUCUCAUUUUGGUUCCCCUAACGUUGGCGGCAAAUGCGAAAGACACAUGGAAAAACAGCAGUAUCAUUACCAUGAUAGUCAUUGGAGGAGUUUGUCUUAUUGUAUUCCCCUUCUGGGAAACCUCGAAGCGGCUGGCUCCGCACCCUCUUCUCUCACUUCACCUCCUCAAGCAGAGAACAGCUCUUGCCGGCUGUGCCCUUGCUUUCUUCUAUUUUAUGGCGUUUUAUUGCUCUGUGCAGCCUUAUCUCUACUCCUACCUUCAAGUUGUCCAAGGUCAAUCCGUCACUACAGCCGGUCGAGUAACGCAAACCUUCUCGUUUACAUCAACAAUAUCUGCCGUAUCCGUUUCGUUUUUCAUAAAAGCAACAAGACGAUACCGUGGUUUCAUCACCGCAGGUUGCUGCAUCUACAUAACUGGCCUUGUCCUCAUGCUCUUCUUUAAUAAAGAAGGCGCCUCCACUCUGGCCACCUUUAUCAUCCAAACCGUCAUCGGACUAGGUGCAGGCCUCCUCAACGUUCCCGUCCAACUAGGUGUCCAGGCAUCUGCAAGCCAUCAAGAAGUGGCUGCAGCCACGGCCAUGUUCCUCACAUCGCUAGAAAUGGGUGGCGCAGUGGGAUCAGCCAUUUCGGGGGCCGUGUGGACUAGCGCUAUUCCGAAGAAAUUGGCCCUGUACCUCCCCGCUGAGAGCCAGGGGGAUGCAAAGGAGAUCUUCGGCAAACUUACCAAGGCGCUUUCGUAUCCGCUGGGUUCAGCAACAAGGAUCGCUAUCAACCGUGCCUACGACGAGACGUUCCGCAGAAUUCUGACGAUUGCUGUUUGUAUAACUAUUCCACUUAUUCCCCUCAGUUUGCUCAUGGUGGACUACAAGUUGGAUAAGAUGGACUCUCACGUAAAAAGCGAAGCACUGAGGCAUAACGACGAAGGGGAUGGGCUGAUCUCUCAUCGGACGUACUCUCAAAGGCCCGGUUCCAGCUCGCGUCGAACGUAGUAUUUAUCAUGAAAAUUGCUAGAAACUUGGCUACAUUCACGACAAACGCGCCGAACAUGUCAUCUACAAAAUACGCCUCUUUUUACUAUGUUCACAAAACGCGCACCCACACCUCUCACUCGUAUAUAUAUCUAGCAAUGCCCUUGCUAGAACGAAUAACGAAUAACGACAAAUCCAUAAGUGCAUCUGGGGCUUCUUAAUAUUUUCUCUUUGCACUUAUCAGAUUUUUACCAUGCCAUAUACACCCAUACUCUAUCAAACCUACUAUCAAACAACUUCUGGCCCAUCUUACUCAUUUACACACCAAAACUUAACAUUGUUGAAUGUUGAGUGUUUCGUGCUUGGGUUUUAACUUCUAUUUUUUCUAAUGAUGAUAAAACUGUAUGAUCAUGAAAGAUAUCUAGAUAUCCUUCAGGGUGUCCAUUCUCCACUUUCUUUCACUUGGUUUACACAUUUAGGAUCUUUUUAUGUAUAAACUACCGGUAUAUAGAUGACAGAAUAAAGGAGGGACUUUUUACCUGAACAAAAAACCAGGACUCUUGAACCUAGAAGAGCAUAAUUUUCUGAAUAAUGCAUUUCUUCGCUGGUCUAUCAACUCUGGCAUGAGGUUGCUCAGGGAAGGUAUAUUAUGUAGAUGUAGAAUAUUGAAAGAAGAUUGGUAGAUAUCAGAAGAGAUUAACCUGUCAAAAUAUAUAAUCAAUUGACCAUGUCUUGGGAAAUGAAAUCUGAGGCUGACGACGGGUUGUGGAAACCCUAUGAUAGGCUCCAUCUUCCAUUUUAUGAAUGGUAAAUGUGCAUUCUGUGGUUGUAUCAUUGAUGAAGAUUUCAUCUAUCUCUAUAGGAGUUGUAUAAUACAGUAUAUACUUUAAUAUUGCCCUUUAAGUGGGAUUGAGAGGAGAUGCCAAAAAUAUGUAAAUGAUUAGGCCGGGCUGUUAGUUGUUCACUACUUCUUCAAACCCCUUCCUUUAUGAUCCAGUCGAACGUUUCCUUGAUUCCCAUUAUAUCCUUUCGCCCUAUCAGAUGAGAGGAUUAAUGAAAGAUUGGCCGAAGAUCCUCUUUCCCCUGUUACACUCUGCUAAACACGAUGGGCUGCAUAUUUCCGUCAGGAAACAAAUUCUUCUUCUUGUUGUUCUUCUUCCUCUGUCUCUCCUGUAUCCCUAUUCCCCCCUUGGAAGCCAGGACACUCUCCUCCUCAAACCAUACGCCCUCAUCUAAUGAUGUUUCAUAUUCCAGAUAUAUCCUGGCCGUUACCUGGCGCAUAAUAGCCCACGCGACGCUAUUUUGAAUACCCGGCAAAUCAAGAGUUAGUCUUGAAUCAUUAAUAGAUAGGUAUAAUAUAAAAAAC